AUGUCAGCGCAGGCAGAGAAGCUAGAACUUGAAGAGCUUGACAAAACUUUGCUAAAGAAGAAUGAACCCAAACCUCUGGGCAAGUACGAGAGAAUAAUCCAGCCAUGUGUUGCCGAGCUGGUGGGCACAACAUUUUUUGUCUUUAUCGGCUGCGUGUCUGUCAUUGAAAAUGUGGAGGCAGCAGGACGACUACAGCCUGCGCUUGUCGGAUCACAUUUUAACCCUCCAUUCACCAUUGCUAUCUGGUUAUGUGGUGGAAUUCAGCUGGCGAUGGUUAUUCCCUACCUUAUCAGUCAGCUUAUCGGAGGUGUGCUGGGAGCUGCAAUGUCAAAGGUUAUGACAUCACGCGAGAACUACAUGAAUGCUACCGGAGCGGCCUUUACUAUUCUUAAAUCUGAUGAGCAGCUGGGGAAAGUUGUGUUUGCUGAAAUGGCCAUGACGUGUCUAGUAACUAUGGUAGUGCUGCUGGGAGCUGUCAAUGGAAAGAGCAAAAGUCCCCUGGUGCCCUUCAUGGUGGGCUGCACUGUUAUCGUCAAUAUUCUGGCAGGAGGAGACGUUUCUGGCACCUGUUUGAAUCCUGCAAGAGCUUUUGGACCUGCAUUGAUGGCUAACUACUGGACUUAUCAUUGGGUUUACUGGGUCGGUCCUAUAGGGGGAGGUCUGGUGGCGGCUGCUCUUGUGAGACUUCUGCUUGGAGAUGAGAAGAUACGAGUUAUACUGAAAUGAUAUUGGAGCACCUCAGCGUGUCAAAACCUCUCAAUUCAUGAUGCCAUCCUUACUUUUAAACAGUCUGAAUAUUUCAUAUGUCUAACCUAACAGCACAUAUUGCAUUUAAAACUGUGAAUUAGUGUAUUUGAGUUUUAUAAAAAAUUAC
This is a messenger RNA of Sinocyclocheilus rhinocerous, 874 nucleotides long. RefSeq names its product aquaporin-8-like. Bases 1 to 726 code for a protein of 241 amino acids. Gene Ontology annotation, biological process: water transport; transmembrane transport. Gene Ontology annotation, molecular function: water channel activity. The transcript has 5 exons. The record is from RefSeq and is a predicted model, not a curated record. Gene Ontology annotation, cellular component: plasma membrane. Lineage: Eukaryota; Metazoa; Chordata; Actinopteri; Cypriniformes; Cyprinidae.